Phymastichus coffea is the source of this 2163-nucleotide messenger RNA. RefSeq names its product SPRY domain-containing protein 7. The record is from RefSeq and is a predicted model, not a curated record. The coding region runs from base 255 to 839 and encodes 194 amino acids. The transcript is spliced from 4 exons. NCBI's taxonomy places the organism in Eukaryota, Metazoa, Arthropoda, Insecta, Hymenoptera, Eulophidae. Gene Ontology annotation, molecular function: protein binding.
CACUCCCACUAUUCCUACCUACAGUAUAUAUUCGUAUUAUUACUUCUAUACAUCCGCAAGCAAUCUUGUCAAGACAACUUCAUCAGUCGAGUUGUAGACACUGCUGUGAUUGUUGACUAAAUUUUUUUUAUAAAUUUGACCACUUUGAAGAUGGUUAGAAUCUUGUGCUACUUAAGAUAGUAAAUUUUUGUAAAUUUAGAACGGAGUAUGAUUUGGAAAAAGAAAUCGAAGAGUGUCAAGACUUGAAAAACAAGAUGUUUGCUUGUUUUCGGAAUUGUUUUGAAAAUUUCAGCCUUUCUGCUGUGCACAAUGAACCAAAAAAAGAAGAAAAUAUUAUUGCAUUAGAUCCAAAUCAUAUGGGGCAAAAUGUUGUUGUAGUAAAAAAUUACAGUAGAGUCUGCGGUAAAGGUGGAGUGCUGGGUAACGCUCCUUUAGUACAAAGUAAAAGCUACUUUGAAGUAAAAAUACAACAAGAAGGCAUAUGGGGUGUAGGCAUUGCAACAAGAUCCACCAAUCUUGAGGGAUCUAUUGGUGGAAUGGACGUUGAAAGCUGGGCUUUAAACUCCGAUGGAAUUAUUAGACAUAAUAAACAAGAAUUACAUAAAAUUGAAGAUCCAGCUCAAGAAGGAGACAUUAUUGGUGUAUCUUACGACCAUAUAGAAUUAAACUUUUAUUUGAAUGGAAAAUCUAUAGAAGCUCCAGUCAUGGGAGUGAAGGGAACAACUUAUCCUAUACUUUAUGUUGAUGAUGGAGCUAUACUAGAUUUUAUUUUAGAAAAUUUCGCACACAAUCCACCAAUGGGUUUUGAAAAAAUUAUGUUGGAACAAUCUUUACUUUAGUGUACAUAUAUGAGUGCAUUAUAUAAGUGCAUUUUCUCAGGCCACAUUCCUCUUAACUAAUCAUCUGUGUAUGUUCACCAAAUGCAAUUAAUAUUCAUUAGUUUAAGCUCAAACAAUGAUCAAUACAGAAGAGCUAAACUUAUUCAAUGAUUGCAUCAUCAGAACUGUUUUGAAGUUGUACCAAGACUUUAUGAAGUUCCUUUCCAUUUAGUAUUGCAGUGUUGAUAUAGUAAUAAACAAAUUUUUAGCAAUUACAUGAAAUAGCAAACGUAAACUUAUUAUAGUUUAAGUAUUAUUGCAUAACAUAUGUAAAAUCAGUGUGUAUACAAAAUAUUUGUCUAAAUAUCUCUAACGUGUAAAAUGAAAGAUUAUUUUUACUAGAGUAAAAUAUGAAAAUACAAUGAUAACACAGGAUGUUAAAUGAAAUUUCUUGAGGGCACUCAAGAUUUAUUAAUAUUUACAUAACUAAUUGAGCAAGCUUUUUGUCAAGCUGCAUUGUAUUACAAUUAUGAUAUAUUUUUAUAAUAGCAGUAUACUGGAAUCUUAAAUAUACUUGUGUAUACAAUUUAAAUAUGAAUUUUUUUUAUUUCCAAUAAUUUAGCAAUACUUAAAUCUACUCAUUACAUUAUUUACAAUCAUUUAAACUACAUAUAAAAGGAUUAGACCUUUUGUUCGCUUUAUUAGGCAUAUGUCAUGGGUUCGUUGAAAAUUUAUUUGAUAUUUUGACUUUCUUAUAUUAUACAUUCCCUAAUGCAUAGACAUCUAGUCUAAAGUGCAACACACUGUCGAAAAAACGGUUUUGUUGUAUAUAAUUAACAAAUUUUACCACCGUAACACAUUAUAUUAACAAAUACGAACUUUUAUUUAUAAAAAGUAACAAGGAUACUUUUGUUUGGACAUUUUUUCCUACGAGUACACUUACAUAGAUACACUUUAUAAAAUUUUAGACAUUGCAGUUGUCUUUUUUUAAUUUUUCAAUAAACCUUGGAUUUCGUUAUGGCACUAUUAAAAAGGUUUAAAACUUGUUCAACUUAUAUUAUAUGCACAACAUACAAUUUACUUUCAUUAAACCGAUGAAAUAUUCUAAUUCACAAGGUUUGUGAUUUUGUAAGUUAACUUAAAAGCUAAUGAUUUUAUAAAAAAAGUUUUAACAUUGCAGUCAUAAUUGUAUGUGUAAACUUUCAUACAGCUUACAUUAAUGUAAGAAAUCUUUGGUCCUUAAGAUUAUAAAUAUCUUUAACAUAGGAUAAAAUAUCAUUGAACAUUGAGUGAUGAUGACCUUCAGUUUAAAGAACAUGAUCAAUCAUUUAAAAAAUAUAUCAAC